CGUGUGUCGCUGGCUUUAGUUUAGUGUGUCAUAGCUGAGAAACGAUCUCUGAUAUAUAAAAAUUUGUUUAUAUUUGUCCCGCCAUUCUUUAAACUGACAGAUAUUUAAAGGAUGUUGACAUGCAAUCGAGAAAAUACCUCCAAUUAACACUGGCUAUACUCAAACCGCAUGUUGUUAAAUCUCCUUUUGUUCUUCAGAAAAUUCGCGACUUAAUAAUCGAUAAUGACUUCAAAGUUGUUAGAUCGCGCAGAACGACUAUCUCUUAUGAGGAGGCCGAAUUGUUUUACAAAGAACACAAACAUAGAUUUUUCUAUAAUCGCCUUCUUUCGUUCAUAUGUAGUGGGCCAUCUGACAUACACAUUUUAGCAGGACACGACGCUAUUGCUAAGUGGCGGCAUUUGAUGGGCCCUACUAAGGUUUAUCAAGCACAAUAUAUUGCGCCAGAUACUAUUAGAGGAAUGUUUGGAUUGUCAGAUACUAGAAAUGCCACUCAUGGGUCUGAUUCAACAGAAUCUGCAAAAAAAGAAAUAAAUGUAUUUUUUAAAGACUUUAACAUAAAGGACUGGUACGACAAUGAAGAGUUAUUUUAUAACUUAGAGAGAUUGCAUUUUGAUCCAAUAUCAUUUGUGCAUACUAUUGACAAAAGCUAUAUGGAUAUACAAAAUGAGCUAGUUAUAAAAUAAUUAUGAAUAUCAUUUGCAUUCUCUUAUCAUUUGUCUCAUUGUUUAAUUAAUUUAAAUAAAAUCUUAUUUACUAUAUCCGCCUGAA
Harpegnathos saltator (Jerdon's jumping ant) is the source of this 768-nucleotide messenger RNA. RefSeq names its product nucleoside diphosphate kinase 6. Gene Ontology annotation, molecular function: nucleoside diphosphate kinase activity. Gene Ontology annotation, biological process: CTP biosynthetic process; UTP biosynthetic process; GTP biosynthetic process. The record is from RefSeq and is a predicted model, not a curated record. Bases 120 to 683 code for a protein of 187 amino acids. Lineage: Eukaryota; Metazoa; Arthropoda; Insecta; Hymenoptera; Formicidae. The transcript is spliced from 3 exons.